Molecule: messenger RNA, 1360 nt
Organism: Onthophagus taurus
Lineage: Eukaryota; Metazoa; Arthropoda; Insecta; Coleoptera; Scarabaeidae
Product: E3 ubiquitin-protein ligase MARCHF5
Molecular function (GO): zinc ion binding
Source: RefSeq, a predicted model, not a curated record
ACAGAUGUCGCUACGUAAAAAAAAGAUGGUUUUCUCCAACUUUGACACUUCAAGAACAAAAAUUUUCGUACUUGCGCUCGAUGUUUUCAUGUGAUAUAAAAGCCGUGGACGAUUGGAGGUUAUUAUUUUAAACCAUACAACGAUAAUAUGGAUUUAAAUGAUUCGCACGCAUCUUAGUAACGCAAAGGCACAUCCUUUUUCAUCCAAAGAAUAGAUUAAAAUAAAGAAUCGAAAAAAAGGUAAUAAAACGCUUAGAAGUACUUUAAAUGGAGCAAGAGGAGGCCGUUGGUGGACCCAGACACCAGGAUUCCUUCAGACCUGACGAUAACCAACCGGGAAAAAUCGUUGCCGUUAGAAGUAAAGAAUCCGCACGGUAUUGUUGGGUUUGUUUUGCUUCCGACGAAGAUGACUUAGAUGCCGCUUGGGUUCAACCAUGUAAUUGUAGAGGAACUACUAAAUGGGUUCAUCAGGCAUGUUUACAAAGAUGGGUUGAUGAAAAACAGAAAGGUGGUAAUAUGGGUAAAGUAACAUGUCCUCAAUGUCAAACGGAAUACAUUAUAGUUUUCCCGAAUAUGGGAGUUUUGGUGCUCUUGUUAGACACCGUAGAUAGUUUUAUUUAUAAGGGAUGUCCGUUUCUUGCAGCUGGUAUAGUUGUUGGGGCGAUUUAUUGGUGUGCUGUGACAUAUGGAGCAAUUACAGUAAUGCAGGUUGUUGGACAAAAAGAAGGUUUAGCCAUAAUGGAACAAGCAGACCCAUUAGUACUUUUAAUUGGUUUACCGGCAAUUCCAAUAGCGUUAAUAGUUGGUAAACUAAUUAGAUGGGAAGAUACAGUGUUGGCUUUUAUUAGAAAUUAUCUUUCGAGAGUUCCCUUGGUUAAAUAUGUUUUGCCAUUUCGAAUUGAUGUCAGUCCAAAUUUUACAAGAGCAGACAGUGAUUUGCCACCAUUAACAGAUCCUUUUUCCGCGACGAGGGUUUUAUGUGGGGCAUUAUUAAUGCCCACAAUAGCUAAUAUAUUUGGAAAAUUUUUCUUUGACUCAGUGAAAUCGAACUUUCAUAAAACCGUCCUAGGCGGGUUGACUUUUAUUGCAAUUAAAGGUUGCCUCAAGAUCUAUCACAAACAGCAACAGUACAUCAGACAGUGUCAACGGAAGAUUCUUGAUUAUACAGAAGCGAAUAUUGCGACAUACUUGAGAAGGAGCACUCGUAGAGAUUAAGGGGAAAAAUCUGGUUGGGUUUAUUUUGUAUGAUUACAAAGAAAUAAACUUAUUAACAACAUUAUUGAAAUCAUAUUAACUGUAUAUUUUUGUUAAAAAAAAGUUUUAUUUUUAGGUGAUAUUUGAAAUAAAGGUGUUAAUAUUUU